GCUGCUUCGUUUACUCGGUUAGCUAUCCGAGCUACUAGCAGAGAACUUUUGGCUAGAUUUGGAUAAAUGUGGAUUUAAAUGGAAAGGGUCUGGCCACGGUAACCAGAUCCUCUACCUUUGCUUUACUCAGGGAGUGAGAUGAUUAGUAUUGACUAUUGAUCCUGUGAUCCUGCUGUCAAGAGGAUGCCAUCAGAAAAUCACUGACAACGAUGGAUGCAUUUUUGGGAACACUUCAGGAUCAUGACAUCAGCUCUGUCCUGACCUCCUGUGAGCCAGAGCUACAGGAGCUAAUGAGGCAGAUUGACAUCAUGGUUAAUCACAAACGCAGCGAGUGGGAGGCUGAGGUGCGAGCCUUAGAGCUUCGCCUCCAUAACGGAGAGGCGGAACUCCAGUCAGCCAGAGAUCUGCUGGAUAAAAGGAAUUCUGAGAUGAUCAGGGUCAGACAGGCUGUGUCCUCCUUGCUGGGGCUCCAGGACAUAGGCUUCCAUAUGAUCAGUGUGGUAGUGGAGAAGGGAUUAUUGCAGAUCAGGGUGCUCGGGAAGCAGCUUGAAGACAUGCAGGCUGCCAAGCAGGAACUGGCCGGGAAGUACGAAAGGCAGCUGCAGCACGUGAAGGAGGAGUUGUCCAAGUUGAAGCACAGCUAUGAGAAGCUACAGCGCAAGAAUCUGAAGGAGGCACGAGAGGGAGCUCGCAGUCAGGUGGAGGAGAAGGGGGAGGUUUUGCUCCUCAGCCGCAAGCUGGAGGAGUUCCGUCAGCGCUCGGCAGAGUGGGAGCAGCAGAGACUACAGUAUCAGAGGCAGGUGGUUUCAUUAGAGGCCCAGAGGAAGAACCUGGCAGAACAGUUCACCCUAAUGCAGGCCCAGGGCGCGGGACGGCUGCAGGCGCAGGCGGAGGCCCAGCUGCUACGGGUCCAGCUACAGCGGGCCCAAGGCUCUCUCCAAACGCAGGAGCUGGAGCUGGAGAGACUGCGGCUGCUGCAGGACGAUCUCGGGGACUCGCAGCGGGAACAGCAGGUCAGCGGCAGCGCCGCGGCUAACGCCCCAGGACAGGUCCUGAGUGAGGAGAGGCAGGAGCUGAGGGCCACUCUGGACUCUCAGGAUCAGUUUGUGCAGAGCUUGAGCCUCCAGGAGCAGCAGCUGCACACACAGGUGACCUACCUCAGACAGAGCCUGCAGGCCAAAGAGGACAUCAUCAGGUCCCUGGAGGGGUGUCUGGCGUCUCAGAGCUCAUCCCCAGGCCUGGCGUCUCUCAGGCAGGAGUUGGACAGAGUCGUCACCAAACUGCACUCUUCCCAGGAUUGUGAGAAGCACCUCAAAACUGAGGUCACCCGACUCCGAAACAAACUGGACACCGUGCGGAGACAGAGAGCAGACGGGAGUAAGAGAGAGCAGGAACAGAAGCAGGCGGAGGAGGAGCACGCCCGCUCUGUGGCUGAAGUCAAGCGGGUCAGGAGACCGCACGCAGUGCUGCGUGAGGAGCUCCAGCGGGCGGAGCAGACCCGCCACGGUGAAUUAGAGGGGAUGAGGAAGGAGGUGUCUCAGCUAACGAGCGAGCUUCACCAGCGUGACAUCGCCAUGGCCACACUCAGCGGCUCCGCCUCCGGCAUGGAACGGCAGCUGCGGGCAGAGGUGGAGAGGGCGGAGCACAGAGAGGCUGAACUCAAGGUAACGCAGGUCCAGCUGGAAACCCUGAAGAUUGAAAACCAGCACCUGAACGAUCUCCUAGAGAGGGUGGAGUCGCGUUCCCCUAAGAGGGCAGACAGAACGUUGGCGAGUCUGCGGGACAGUUACAUGUCGUCUCUGGGCAGCCUGGAGCAGGAGAACCGGCAGCUGCGGCAGGAGCUGGCAGAGCUGUGUGCCCGCAUGGACGCCAGCGCCCAGACAUGGCAGGACAAAUACGAAAGAGCCCUGCUACAGAACCAGAGUAGUCACACGCACGCCAGAUGUGAGGCGGAGCUACAGGCUGUAGAGGCUCGCAUGCAGGCGAGCUCCUCCCACUACGAGCGUCAGAUCCAGACCCUCCUCAAGCAGCUGGAGGCGCUAUCCGUCCCCUCUCCUCACCGUGCCGACGGCCAGCCGGGCGAGAGCAGGCCUCCUGUCUCCCCUCUACCCUCGCCCUCGUCCUCUGGCUCCUCAUCUUCCUCGGCCGAUGGAGGACAGCGGAGAGCAGCACUGCGUGGCACUGCGGCUCGGGAGGAGAAAGCACCUGCCUCGGGACCUGCUGGAGACCCCAUCUCUGUGGAGCGCUGUGCUGCCUCUCCGGAUGUGUCUGUAGCUUCCCGCUUCCUGGAGGAGGAGUCGUUGCGCUCCGAGGAGCUCCUCCAGAGGCUGGACUCCCACAUCCAGAGCAUGAAGCAAGAGAACGCCGAGACUGUCCAUAAGUACCUGGGCAAGGACAGCAGCCCCCAAAGUGCACACUGAUGCGCACACACACACACACACGCACACACACAGAGGUGCCUUUUAAGACUAGUCUAAAUGGAUGCAUUUGCAUUUUAUAGUACCGAGGUGAGAAUGUUUUCCCAGUGUUACUGGUGGGGAAAAAAAAAGAGAAAAGAUUAAAGGUCAAAGCCAAAAAGACUGAGAAUCCGACUCAGGGCUCAGACUGUAACUGCAGGAUGUGCAGGGACCCCUGGAGCACAAUAAGGACCACCUCAGCCAUGCUGUGGUUGGUGCGGUAGUGUUGGAGCCCUGUAACCUCCACACACGCAGAGCCCAGCCGCACACAUCCUUCCUGCCUCUUCGUCUGUGUCUUUUGUAGUCUCCGGUCCCUUUUGUAGAGCACUUUAUUAAUGUUAAUGCCACUCACUCCUUCUGUUUGAUCCAACCUAUUUUUGAGUACAGUUGACAGUCAUGUGAAAGUUUAAACAUGUGAACAUGUGACAUGUGAAGAGUUUGUUGUGAUGGGAGAAUAAAACAAUCUUGUUUUUAA
Messenger RNA from Electrophorus electricus (electric eel), 2931 nucleotides. The record is from RefSeq and is a predicted model, not a curated record. NCBI's taxonomy places the organism in Eukaryota, Metazoa, Chordata, Actinopteri, Gymnotiformes, Gymnotidae.